AUUAACUGUGAAUAAUGGGGGGGACCAUCAACAUUAAGAAAAUAUAUAUUUGGUUGUAUUUAAUAUUAAUACAUAGUUUGUUAGACUUUAGUAUGAAAGAACUAUCUUAAAUGCCCAGUAUCUUAUUCUAUAGUUGAAUAGUCUAUAUAAAAUAAGUGCCUUUUCCAGCCGGGCGCGGUGGCUCACGCCUGUAAUCCCAGCACUUUGGGAGGCUGAGGCGGGCGGAUCACGAAGUCAGGAAAUCGAGACCAUCCUGGCUAACACGAUGAAACACCGUCUCUACUAAAAAUACAAAAAAUUAGGUGGGUGUGGUGUGGGCGCCUGUAGUCCCAGUUGCCUGGGAGGCUGAGGCAGGAGGAUGGCGUAAACCCGGGAAGUGGAGCUUGCAGUGAGCCGAGAUCUUGCCACUGCACUCCAGCCUGGGUGACAGAGCGAGACUCCAUCUCUAAAUAAAUUAAUUAAUUAAAUAAAAUAAGUGCCUCUUCCAACAAAUAGCUGUGAACCACAGGCCAGCAAGGUCUUCCCUGCCCUCUUAGGUAGACUGGGAAGAUUGCUGUGUGAACCACCAAUCUCAUGAUGCAUACCAGCAGCAACAAGUAUUUCAGGACUGAUGAAGAUGAUUGUUAUUUAUCUGUUUUCUCCUUAGGCUGCCCUAAACAAGGGAAGUCAGGGCCACAUGGAGUUCACAUUUAAUUGUAGUAUUCUGGAGUAUCUUUUUUUAAAAAAGCUUUGAUCGCUUGGAUGUAGCUCCUAGGAAUCGAUAAAUGAAGCAAUCCUGGUAACACACCAAUUGUGCAAGGAAGUGUUAGCCCAUUUGUGGACGCCAGGCAGGGAGCAUUUGAGUAUAUAUAGCACAAUGCUAAAUUAAAGUUUAGCAGAAAUUUAGUAAAUUUAUCAGUGUGAAAUGCCAAGCAGAUAAAUAAUGUGAAAAUGUAUCCAAAUUGGUUAUUAACUUUGAUAAAAUUAAGCAAAUAACAAUAAACUCUCCACUUAAGGAUGUGCUGUAAAGAGAAGAGACUUUGGUGUUGUGCAAAGAUAAUCUUAGUGGGUGCUGGGCAUACCUGCAUAUUCUUGACCUGUGAGUUAUAAUGGAAUGAAAGGGGCUUGUAUAAUUAUAAGUCAUUGCCCCAGGGAAAAUUAAUGUCCUCUCUAGUUUCCUUUCAAUAUCACUUAGGAAGUUUGAGUUUUAGAAUGGUUUUGUCAUUUCAUGAUUACUAUUUUAUCAAUCACAUUGAAUGGAGCCAUCAUUUUUUGAGGUUCUAAUUUCAGGUGUUUUUGAGGAAAAAAAUCACAAUCUGUACGUGAGAAAGGACAUGAGGAGACUAAAGACCUGGGAUUUUGCCGAUCAGAAUGAAACCAAUGUUGAAAGACUUUUCAAAUCUAUUGUUGGUGGUGCUCUGUGACUAUGUUCUUGGAGAAGCUGAAUAUCUCCUCUUGAGAGAGCCAGGCCAUGUAGCACUAAGCAACGACACAGUGUAUGUGGAUUUCCAGUAUUUUGAUGGUGCUAAUGGGACACUGAGGAAUGUAUCUGUCCUGCUGUUGGAGGCCAACACCAAUCAGACUGUAACUGCCAAGUACCUCUUGACCAACCAGUCCCAGGGAACACUCAAGUUUGAGUGCUUCUAUUUCAAGGAGGCUGGUGACUACUGGUUCACAAUGAUUCCAGAAGCAACAGACAACAGCACUCCAUUCCCCUGGUGGGAGAAAAGUGCCUCUCUGAAGGUGGAAUGGCCGGUCUUUCACGUUGACUUGAAUAGGAGUGCCAAGGCAGCAGAAGGCACCUUCCAAGUGGGCCUAUUUACCAGUCAACCACUGUGCCCAUUUCCUGUGGACAAGCCCGACAUUGUAGUGGAUGUCAUCUUCACCAACAGUCUUCCUGAGGCAAGAAGAAAUUCAGGACAGCCACUGGAAAUAAGAACCAGCAAAAGGACACAACUUGCUCAAGGUCAGUGGGUUGAGUUUGGCUGUGCACCCGUGGGGCCAGAAGCCUAUGUCACCGUGGUGCUGAAGCUGCUUGGGCGAGACUCAGUCAUUACCUCCACAGGACCCAUUGACCUGGCCCAGAAAUUUGGAUACAAACUGGUGAUGGUGCCAGAACUCACAUGUGAGUCCGGGGUAGAGGUGAUGGUGCUGCCUCCACCAUGCACCUUCGUCCAAGGAGUGGUCACUGUCUUCAAGGAGGCACCCAGAUCCCCUGGGAAGAGGAUCAUUCACUUGGCUGAAAACAGCCUGCCCUUGGGAGAGAGGAGGACAAUUUUUAACUGUACUUUGUUUGACAUGGGGAAGAAUAAGUACUGCUUUGACUUUGGCAUUUCAAGCAGAAGCCAUUUUUCUGCAAAGGAGAAGGAGUGCAUGCUGAUUCGGAGAAAUUUAGAAACUUGGGGAGUGUGGCAGCCGUGGAGCCAGUGUAGUGCCACAUGUGGGGAUGGUGUCAGAGAGCGUCGCCGAGUGUGUCUCACUUCCUUCCCCUCCAGACCUGGCUGCCCUGGAAUGUCCUUGGAGACCUCCCUGUGUUCCCUGGAGGAGUGUGCUGCUUUCCAGCCAUCCAGCCCAUCUCCUCUUCAGCCCCAGGGUCCAGUGAAGUCCAACAACAUCGUGACUGUCACUGGUAUAUCCUUGUGCUUGUUCAUCAUCAUUGCCACCGUGCUCAUCACUCUGUGGAGGAGGUUCGGCCGCCCCCCCAAGUGCAGCACCCCUGCUCGACACAACUCCAUCCACUCCCCCGGCUUCCGGAAGAACUCGGACGAGGAGAAUAUCUGUGAGCUGAGCGAGCAGCGUGGGAGCUUCUCAGAUGGGGGAGACGGGCCCACGGGGAGUCCAGGGGACACGGGCAUCCCUCUGACCUACAGACGGAGCGGGCCAGUGCCUCCCGAGGACGAUGUCUCUGGCAGCGAGAGCUUCCAGUCCAACGCCCAGAAGAUAAUCCCACCUCUGUUCAGCUACCGCCUUGCCCAGCAGCAAUUAAAGGAGAUGAAAAAGAAAGGUCUGACGGAAACCACCAAAGUGUAUCACGUGUCUCAGAGUCCCCUGACAGACACCGCCAUUGAUGCCGCUGCCAGCCCUCCCUUAGAUUUGGAAAGCCCGGAAGAAGCUGCAGCAAACAAGUUCCGGAUCAAAUCCCCAUUUCCGGAGCAGCCUGCCGUCAGCGCCGGGGAAAGGCCUCCCUCCAGACUGGAUUUCAGUGUGACUCAGGCCAGUUGUGCCAUAAGCCCCAGCCAGACUCUGAUUCGCAAGUCACAGGCAAGGCACGUGGGCAGCAGAGGGGGCCCAUCCGAGAGGAGCCAUGCCAGGAACGCCCAUUUCAGGAGGACAGCGAGUUUCCAUGAAGCCAGGCAGGCCCGGCCGUUCCGAGAGAGGAGCAUGUCCACUCUGACUCCACGGCAGGCCCCCGCCUACAGCUCUAGGACGCGGACUGGGGAGCAGGCAGAGGACAGACUUAGGCCUCAGAGUCGAGGCGCCCACCUGUUUCCUGAAAAACUGGAGCAUUUCCAGGGGGCAAGUGGAACCUGUGGUCCAUUAAACCCUCUCCCUAAAUCCUACACUUUGGGGCAGCCCUUGAGGAAACCAGACCUUGGGGAUCGCCAGGCAGGGUUAGUGGCAGGAAUUGAGAGAACAGAGCCCCACAGAGCUCGUAGGGGACCGUCCCCCAGUCACAAGAGUGUCUCAAGGAAGCAGUCUUCUCCCACAUCCCCCAAAGAUAGCUACCAGAGGAUCAGUCCUCUGAGCCCUUCUCAGUGUAGGAAAGACAAGUGUCAAAGCUUCCCCACUCACCCUGAGUUUGCCUUCUAUGACAAUACAUCAUUUGGCCUCACUGAGGCUGAGCAGAGGAUGCUGGACCUCCCAGGAUAUUUUGGGUCAAAUGAAGAGGACGAAACCACAAGUACACUUAGCAUGGAGAAGCUGGUGAUCUAGACUGAGAAUCAGCCUGAGCUUUACACAGCUGGGGUCUGCUACUCGUGUUUUGUAGACUUUUGUGUAACUAUUUGUACCAUGGGACAGAAUGUGAGGAGGAAGUAACACACACAGAGGAGAAUGUGUGUGUAUGCAUGUGUUUGAAUUCACAAGAAAGAAAUUAUUUAUCUUGAGCUUUUUCCUUUGUUAUUCAAUUUCUAUGGAUUAAUUACUAAUAAUCAUAAUAAAAUAUAAACAAUUUUA
Messenger RNA from Cercocebus atys (sooty mangabey), 4155 nucleotides. RefSeq names its product thrombospondin, type I, domain containing 1 (gene THSD1). Gene Ontology annotation, cellular component: cell periphery. The coding region runs from base 1351 to 3912 and encodes 853 amino acids. The transcript has 4 exons. The record is from RefSeq and is a predicted model, not a curated record. NCBI's taxonomy places the organism in Eukaryota, Metazoa, Chordata, Mammalia, Primates, Cercopithecidae.